Molecule: messenger RNA, 330 nt
Organism: Durusdinium trenchii
Lineage: Eukaryota; Dinophyceae; Suessiales; Symbiodiniaceae
Source: the annotation of a GenBank genome assembly
AUGAUUUCACCAAGUGCUUCAUCAUGCUCAGACCACUUGAUGGCCGUACUGUUCAAGGGGCACCCCUUGGGACUGUACCGUUACGUCCCAGUCGACGGAUGUGAACCGCAGACUGCAGAUGUCAGCUGUCGGAUCAUUCCAAUUUUGACGUCGGAUCAUUUAGCGCCCGGGGACACAUCAUUGCGUGUGACGCUCGGCCAUUGGUGCGAUGAUGCGAUCCAAAAAGGAGGGCGCUUUUUGGCCCUUUGCCCCUCGCUGCCGCGGUGCCUGCGAGAAUUGGUCGAAUGGCCAUGGUGCCUUUUUUCUCGGAAGGGAAGUACUCUAACGUGA